GAGAAAUACAGACCUUAUUUUAGUUUCUGGUCAAAAUGAGAAAAAAAAAAAAAGUCCUGUGGGUGGUGGACGGGGGCCAGGGGAACUUUCCAUUUCUAAAAUCCUGCUACGGACCUGUUGAGUAGGCCACUUUAUACUCUUUUGACAUUAAAGAAGCACGUUUUACAUUUAAAUGGUUUUAAAAAAAUAUGAACACUACACAAGCAAAGCCCGAUGGAUAACCUGACUUUGCUUGCAAGGAAACUCUGCACUCUGCAAAUACCUGCAGCAUUCCUGAACUGGAGGCGACACGAGCUGCUGCCAAAAGCAGAAACUCUCGCGAGAUAAGGGGGACGAAUGCGACACCUUGAAGUAUCACCCUGACCAAAGGUAAACUUCGCCGUCUAUAAAUGAGGGAUUAGUAGGUAACUGGUCACAGUAACUGUAUCCUGCAGCCGGUUACACUGUCACGGACUCGGUUUCCUGUGUGUGAGAAGUUUGCUCAUCUGCUGACACGCUCUGCAUUUUGCAACUGACCUACUUAACUUGCCACAGAGGAAAAACAAGGGUGUUACUGUGGAAAUAAGAGGGAUACGGUUCAAAGGAGCGUCCCCUGCGUGAGUGCAUUACCUGGGCAGGUAACAGAGAGGUGGUGUCACCAUGGCUGCAGCUGUGGAGCCCGGUUCGGUAUCCACGGGGGUCCGGUCCUUGUUUUUCAUGCUCACACCGAAUGAAUCAUCGUUUGAGACAGUGGAAGAUGUUCCUCAGUAUGUGGAGCAGGCCACUCCUUUCUUUGUAGGGCUGAUGGUGCUGGAGCUGGUGGUGGGUGUGCUGAAGACAGGAGCCCCAGUGGUCACCAUCAGUGAUGGACUCACCUCCAUAUCUGCUGGAAUGAUCUCCAGACUCCCGAUGUUGUUUAUGAGAGGCUGUGAGCUGACCGGUUACAUGUAUGUAUGGGACCGGUAUCACCUGGUGGAGCUGCCCUGGGACUCUGCCUGGACCUGGUGGCUCACCUUCCUGGGAGUGGACCUCGGCUACUACUGGGUCCACCGCUUCGCUCACGAGGUGGCCAUCCUGUGGGCAGCUCACCAGGUUCACCACAGUUCAGAGCACUACAACCUCACCACCGCCCUCAGACAGUCCCUCACCCAGCAGUUCGCAUCCUGGGUCUUCUACCUGCCCAUGGCUCUGGCUAUACCCCCCUCAGUCUUCGCUGUUCACAUACAGUUAAACCUGCUCUACCAGUUCUGGAUCCACACCGAAUUGAUCAGAGACCUUGGACCUCUGGAGUGGGUCUUUAAUACCCCAAAACAUCACAGAGUUCACCACGGAAGGAACCUUUAUUGCAUUGACAAGAAUUAUGGCGGAAUUCUGAUCAUAUGGGACCGAUUAUUCGGUACCUUUGCUGAAGAGACAGACAGAGUGGUGUAUGGACUCGUAUUCCCUAUCAAGACAUUUGAAAUCCUCUAUGUUCAGUUUCACUACUAUUGGUAUUUGUGGACAAAGUCCAAGACUUACAAGACUAUCAGCAACAAAUUGUCAACUUUCUUCAAAGGUCCCAGUUGGAGCCCUGGUAAAUCUCGGCUGGGUGACCACCUGGAAAUUCCCAAGGUUACAGGAAAGGAAGUGGCUUAUGAUCCCAGCUGGCCGCUGCAUUUACAAGUUUAUGUGGUCCUACAUUUCCUGCUGGUGCUGCGGACUUACGACGUUUUGUUUGAAAACAAGAUGAUGCUGUCUCAGUUAACCAUUCUGGGGAUGACUGGCUACAUUCUGUUCACUCUCACUUCCCUGGGUUUCAUCAUGGACCAGAGAGGAAGACCAGCGCCAAGAUGUGUUCCACAGGCUGAAGGAGAAAGCUGUGCAGUUGCAACACAACGAGACCCAUUUCACGGUGGAGGGGGGCAGGUAGCAGUGGCCCCACACCUGCAGCAGAACAGACUGUUGACCAGACAGACUGUGCAUAUGGAGCUGAGCUGGAAUAAACUCCUCCCAAGAAGAAAGCAUUGGAAGAUCUCUAUGGAGGGACUUUCACUAAACCAGCAGCAGCACAGUCCAUCAGUAGGAUUGAGGCAGAAAUGGAUAAGUACAGAAAUGAGACAUCCAUUAUCCUCACAAGCUGUCUGCUCAAGUGGUGGAAAGAAAAUGCUCAGCUGUAGCAAAAGCAUACUUCUCCAAACCAGUCACCUCUGUCCCUGGUGAAUUUUAGUUUUUUUGUUAUUUAAGACAAAAGAUAUUUUAAGUUUCACAAAGAAAAGGACAUAUGCAUUGUUUUGCAUUGUUUAUACUCUACCUCAGAAAUAAAAAAGGAUUCUUUACUUUGAUAAAGAAAAGUGAAGAGAAAAUAUAUUUUGUGUAUUUUUGUCUGAGAAAUAAAGGAAUCUGUUUCAGUCAUAGUUUGUCGUCAAUCUCAUUUUGU
Messenger RNA from Thunnus maccoyii (southern bluefin tuna), 2395 nucleotides. It is a transcript of the gene agmo, whose product is annotated as alkylglycerol monooxygenase. Gene Ontology annotation, molecular function: oxidoreductase activity; iron ion binding. The transcript has 13 exons. The record is from RefSeq and is a predicted model, not a curated record. NCBI's taxonomy places the organism in Eukaryota, Metazoa, Chordata, Actinopteri, Scombriformes, Scombridae. Gene Ontology annotation, biological process: lipid biosynthetic process. Gene Ontology annotation, cellular component: endoplasmic reticulum. The coding region runs from base 640 to 2178 and encodes 512 amino acids.